Molecule: messenger RNA, 2523 nt
Organism: Fonsecaea erecta
Lineage: Eukaryota; Fungi; Ascomycota; Eurotiomycetes; Chaetothyriales; Herpotrichiellaceae
Product: FACT complex subunit pob3
Exons: 4
Coding region: 1-2523 (840 amino acids)
Cellular component (GO): FACT complex; nucleus
Molecular function (GO): DNA binding; histone binding; nucleosome binding
Source: RefSeq, a predicted model, not a curated record
AUGGUCGACGACCACCCAAGCAUCCUACAGCCGAGUCCAUUCCCUCAGCCAAAUGCUGUGACAGGUAGCGAUGUUGAUGACCAGUGCAAGGGCGAGGGUGGCGAGCAAGAUCGGGAUUCAGGAUCGACAGUAUCUACGCUCGAGGCACCCGUCAGUGCAUCUCAGAUAUACCAUGCAGCAUUGCUCAGCAGCAGCACUCUCGAUGACAUCCUUGCAGCGUUCGAAGCCGACAGAGAUAAUCAGGUAUCGGGUUGCGAUGGCCUUGAGAUUCACCGCGGUCGACAUGCACGUGAAGUAAUGGGUCUACGGAAGCGGUCACAAUAUCGCACUCUCAGCGUCCGGUCGAACCCCGAAGCAGUGCUUGCUGCUGGAAAGGCGCAUGGAUCUAUUCGCAGUCGUGAUGUUCACUCGUGUCCACGGGAACUUCAACCUCCCAAGACAUCGGAACCGCGAGGCAACGGGUGCCGCGUGCAAGUCCAAGCUGAGGUUCAAUCAGACCACCCGUCACCUAAGAACAGUCCCGAAUCACAUAAACUCAAUUACUCUCGUUACUACUUGCCUGAAGCACAACAAUCUGACGCGGGGCGGGACUCAAAUGCUUUGGAACGAUGCCCGACAUUUGCUCGUCGACAGGCUCAGAGCCGCCUUCCAAGACGAUCGGAGACCGGGGACAAACAAACCCUUACCAUGCUGAAAGCAAGAGGUGCAGCGUCAACCCCUGAGCUCACUAUAUCUCCGCCAGCCCCGACUAGACGCGUUCGGCUGCAACGAAGAGUACGACCCAGGAAAAAUGUGGCGAAAGCUUCGAACGAGGAGAAUUUCGAGAAUAUCUACCUCGACCUCUCAAAACAGUCCGGCCGUUGUCGUCUAGCAGAUAGCGGACUCGGUUGGAAGCCAAGCGGAGCGAGUGAACCCUUCACCCUAGACAGCAACCAGAUCGGCGCGGCGCAAUGGAGUCGAGCAGCAAAAGGCUACGAACUGAAAAUCAUCACACGCGAUGCCGCCGUCAUCCAACUCGACGGAUUCGAACAAGACGAUUUUGACCGUGUCGCGAAAGCGUUCAAGAUCUGGUAUGGCAUCCACGUGGAGAACAAGGAGCAUGCGCUGCGAGGGUGGAAUUGGGGCAAAGCCGAGUUCGGACGAGCAGAGCUGGCCUUCAAUGUCCAGAACAGACCAGCUUUCGAGAUACCCUACUCAGAAAUCUCAAACACGAACCUAGCAGGCAAGAAUGAGAUUGCCGUCGAGUUCAACCUAGGUCCGGAUGGGCAACGGAAUGGCGCAAAUGGCCACAAGCCUGGAAGCACCAAGAACCGAGGCCAGAAGGCCGCCGCGGGCCGGGACGAACUUGUUGAGAUGCGGUUCUACAUUCCCGGCACAGUAUCAAAGAAAGAAGUGAACGGCGAGGAGGGUAGUGGCGCCGAAGACGAGGACGAAGAGGAACAAAACGCCGCCAACUUGUUCUAUGAGACCUUGAUGGAUAAGGCGGAAAUCGGAGACGUCGCGGGCGCCACAUUUGCAACCUUCCAGGACAUAUUACAUCUCACCCCGAGAGGACGUUUCGACAUUGACAUGUACGAGAACUCUUUCCGCCUGCGUGGUAAGACAUACGACUACAAGAUCCAGUACCAGUCUAUCAAGAAGUUCUUCAUCCUGCCCAAGAACGAUGAAAUGCACACGCUCAUCACUCUUGGCCUGGAGCCUCCUCUCCGGCAAGGUCAGACGAGGUAUCCUUUCAUCGUCAUGCAGUUGAAACUGGACGACGAAGUGAAUCUGGAUCUCAACAUGACAGAUGAACUCCUACAAACGAAAUACAAGGACAAGCUGGACGCACACUACGAAGCACCCAUCCACCAUGUCAUUGCCAAGGUCUUCAAGGGACUGUCGGGCAAGAAAAUAAUCAUGCCCUCCAAGGACUUUGUCAGUCAUCACAACAUGAAUGGGGUUAAGUGCUCCAUCAAGGCCAAUGAAGGUUUACUCUUCUGCUUGGACAAGAGCUUCAUCUUCGUGCCCAAACCCGCCACUUAUGUCUCGAUCGACACAAUACAAAGUAUUACCAUGUCACGGGUCGGAGGAGCUUUGGCAGCGAGUCGAACAUUUGAUAUCACCAUCACCUUGAAGAACGGUGCGGGAGAACACCAGUUCAGUAAUAUCAACCGUGAGGAGCAACAGCCGCUGGAGGCGUUUUUCCAGGCCAAGGGUAUCCGGUUCAAGAACGAAAUGCUCGACGACUCUUCGACCUUAUUGAAGGCUGCCCUUCAAGACCAGGAUCUGGCAUCCUCCGACGAAGAUGAUGAUGCUGGCGUAAAUCGCGGUUCUGCGGACGAGGAUGACGAUUCACCAGAUGAGGACUUCCAAGCUGAAUCGGAGAGCGACGUUGCAGAAGAAUAUGACUCGGCCCACGAGAGUGAGGGUAGUGAUGCUGGAAGCGACGCAGAGAUGGCUGAUGCCGACGAUGAUGCUGCGGGCGUUAGUGAGGACGACGAGGAAGAGGAACGGCCACCAAAGAAGAAAGCCAAGAAAUAG